GUCAGUUUGUGAUUGUGUAAUAUGGUCUAUAAGAAGAAAAAAUGUUUGCUGUUCAGGAAGUUGUUGGUUCUUUUCACCGGCGCGACAGACGACGGCUACCUCGAAGGUACUCUCCGUGGCUCCGCCGGAAGUCGUACCACUUCCGGCCUAUUUCCCGCCGGCGCAGUGCAGGAGGUGCGCAUGCGCCAUACGCCGCACGUGCAAGCAGCCGUCGCUAGAGGGCAGGUGGCACCCCAGGGUGCACAACCGACGACUAGGGUGGCGGGGAGGAGAGAGAGUGCUUCUGGUGUAGGGCAGGUGGGGAAGCAGUUUGCUACGGCGCCUAGGACGGCCAAAGGGAAAAGUCAUUGGAACGUACCGGCAGAACCGAGGACAGUGGUGCUACACAAAGGCAAGAAAGGUUUCGGUUUCAUCUUACGAGGUGCCAAAGCAACUUCACCGCUUUUGGACUUGACGCCUUCUGAAAAAUGCCCCGCGUUGCAGUACCUAGACGACGUGGAUCCAGGAGGGGUAGCGGAUAUGGCAGGAUUGAAGAAAGGAGACUUCUUACUAGAAAUUAACAACGAAGACGUAUCAACCUCAUCCCACGAGCGCGUCGUGGAGCUGAUCCGUUCCUCUGGUGACCUGGUGCAGAUGACGGUCGUCACAUGCGUUCCAUGCCUACCCACCAGUCGCUCGGCGCUGCCAAUCAAUCCAAUGGCCGCCCAGCCGGCGAAUGGUGGGCGGCAAUACGCGGCAACGCUGCCGCGGAAGGCGAUGGGCGGAACAGGUAGUGCAGGGGGCACGCCUAGGGCGCAACAUGCUCCGCUGCCGCCCAGGAGGGAUCCCAAGACGACGCUCAGCGUUGGAAGGGCUAGGGCGAAGAGUAUGGUUGCAGGGUUGGGAACUGAAGCAGAUCAAGAGGAUCCAAAGAACAGCUCAGCGGAAUCAGUGCAGCAACUCAAUUCAACACAUUCAACACCGGUGCCCCCUAGAACAGCGUCUAUAAGGCAACGACCUGCUUCAGCGAGGAUCGCGUCAGCAGCACUGGAGGAGCUCUUUAGGGACAAGGAAGCUGAGGAAAGACUGACUAGUGCCAGAUUCCAACAAAGAGAAGGAGAACUGAUGAGCUCAAGGUUUCAAGGGACUCAUACGCUAGGCUCUCCUGUCAAGAAUAAGGUGUACGCCAGUGUUGCUGAAAUGAAGAGAAGUAAAAAGCAGAGUUCUAAAGUCCGCUUCACCGACCUGUUCUUCCCGCACAAAGGCGGCCUUAAACGCACCUUCCACAGCACGCCCGACCUGGCGCAAGAGUGCGCAGCCGCGACAGCUUCCAGCACGCCGAACGGGGGCGGUGCCUACAGGCAGUCCGCCUACUCGACGGGAGUGGGGACGACGUACGCCUUCCAUCGCAGUCAGGAGGAUGUCAGUGGAGGAGUGGGUGGGGCAAGAGGGCUUUUGCCUCCGCCGACACAUCCGCCGCCUCCGGUGCCGGUGGGGCAGGUGGUUAAGGUGGAGGUAGGAGGGGGUAGAGCAAGCAGUGGUAAGGGUGAAUACGACCGAGUGGUGGCGCAGCCUCAGGAUAGAACGCAAGAGCAAGGAGAGGAAGGCAUAGUGUCUUCCUUCAAACCAACAGCAAACGCGAAGUUAUACGCCUCUCCCGACGACGGGAAAAACGUGAUAUACCGAUCGAAAGCAGCUCAACUGAGUGCCCACCACCAAUCGAGAUCGCAGCUGCGGAAAUCGCAGAGCAUGAGGUCAGGAUCGAGCUUCAAACCAGGGCCGGCCACGCCCACAACCCCAACGCAACCGCAACCACCUCAACAGACCAACCCUUAUGCUCAACCCAUCAGGGCCAGCAGGUCCAAUUCUACUGGUUCCCGGGAAAGGAGGAAAAAGAUAGUUCAAAGCAAAUCAGCCAACAGCAUGGUAAAACUAGCGCAAGGAGUUACGCCUUCGAUACCAGAGCCAGACUACAGUUGUACAGACUCAGAAGUUGAGAGCGACGAGGAGAGGAAAGAGCCAGAAUCUUUGGCAGCCAGGAUCAGUUCGGUGCAUCUGCAGCCUGUUGAGAACAGUGGAAAUAGUAAUACGAGUGGUAGCAGUUCCGGAAGUACCUCACUACCGCACAGUUUCAGUGUAGAAGAAAUCCAACGAGGCAGGCUGCUACUGAAGUCCUCGAAAUCGUAUCCUGACGAGCUCCUGAAGAAACAAAAGGAACCCGACGGCAAGGACGGCCACCUAGAAGAUGGUGACAACAGCUCUUCCGGAGUCAGUUCUGACCAGGAAACGGCUGCAGGUGGAGGAGGAGAGUACGCGGAAGGAGGGGUCAGUGUUGCUGUGAAGGGACAAAGGGCACAGAUUGGUAUGCUGAAACGCCACGCAGUUUCGCUCGCUCAACUUCCGCCGCCUAUCGAGAACGAGAACGACGAAAAAGAGGAACUAUGCUCGUUACCUCCUCCCCCCGAAUACAUCAGCACCGAAAACGCCACCUCGUUCGGCGAGGAGAUCGUUGUAGCUCCGCCUCCUCAGUUCAGCGAUAACAGGCAGGUGACGCGCGUGCGCAUUGUAGGGGCGGUGCCUAAAAGCCCGCCCAACGGCCCAGCAACCAAUGUCAAACAGGGACGGUUGCACAGCCAGUAGGAGAAAGAGGCGGAGACAAAUCGUAGCGCCGCCUCCCACGGCGUUCACGUAGUGGGGUGAUGUCAGAGGGUCCUCCCAAUGGCCAGCAGGAGGACGAGCGAGCAGUUAAGUGACACACAAGCAGAGACUGAUAUUUAAGCGGGGAGGUCUAGUGCUGUUGCUGAGAAUAGGCUGAGUUUUUGCAGUAGAGGGAAUUUUGAGCGUGUUCUAUUCAAAUAUGAUUUUGUGAGAUUUUUCUUUUUACAUCAGCAGUUGGCAUGUUAAUACACAAAUUUAUCUGCACUGAAAAUAUACUUUUAAAGUUAAACACCAGGAACAUAUUUCUAACCUUUCAUAAACCUUAUUUAAAUAUUCUCUUUUCUAGACAUUUCAUUUCAUGUUCUAGCAAGGUCGUAUGGGAAUAGACUCAAUUUUUAAUUCUCAGCUACUGCGAGAACAUUUAUUUCAUACAAUGAUUGGAGACUGAAUGUGGAAAUUUUUGCAGAGAUUGUAACACUACAGGCUGUAAUGUUAAAUAAUGUGAAAAGGUGGUAUUUUCUUCAUGAAUACUGACGCGAUAAUUAAAAAGGUAACAUAAACUUAACGAAGAACAUUUCAUACAAAAUAUUGCAAAUACAGAAAGGGUGGUGUAUUUAUCUCACUUUGAUUUCAUUAUAUACAGGACUUGACCCUCCUCAAGGUCAUACCGUGCCAAAACUUUCAUAAAAUGUUAGAUGUCACUCAUCAGAUUUAUGUCAAAAGGUACGAAGCUAAAUUCGAUAUUCAGACAUCGUUUUUAACGAUACUUUAUCCGCUAUUUGUGUUGGUGUGAAGAUCGUGAAGAAAAUACCCAAUCUGCUAUACCUAGUUAGAAUUUUCCUACACAACCUAGAAUUUUAUAGCACGAGAGGCGCUUUUUUACAAAUUUAAUACUCACUUUGUAUCGGUAAUCCAAUUUUUAGGGAAUAUCGUCAAUUUCAUAGCUAUCUUUUAUCAUUAAUCCAAACAAUAUCAAUAUAUCCAGCACUGAUGCAUUAUACGAUUAUCACCUAAGAAACCUUCAGCAUAAUCAAUGAAAUUUGGGUUAGUAACGCUGGUAGAAAAAUUAAUUAUUUCGUUCAAGUUAGUUAGCAUAAUUGAAGAGAUCUACGCUUUUAAACUAUUGCAGCAGUUUUUGCUAAACUAAACACACCACAAAGUAUCAUCUCUAUUAUUUGAAUCGCAUGUUAAAAUUCUACACCCUCAGCAGGAAGUGUGGAACUGUAUUAUAUAGGGUGUUCCAUCCGUUUCUUCUUUUUUUAAUCUUUAAAAAUACACUUUUUAUGAUUGAGAAACUGAACUCUUUAUUGAAAAGUGUAGGUCGGUCUUUGCCAUUUAUGUGUGGAAUAUAACAUCGCAGAUACGUCCACCGCUUAAGGACUUGGAUCGUGCGUGGGGCAAUCGAGUUCACUUUGCUUUUCAAAAAUCCUCAGAGAAAAUAGUCCAGUGGUGUUAAGUCGCACGAUCUUGGAGGCCAAUUCAAGUCGGAAUUUCUCGAAAUAAUGCGAUCUGGAAAAUUCUCGGCCAAUAACUGGACAGAGGUCGUUGCCAUCAAUACCUUCCAAUUUUGGUCAAAAAAAAUCCGUUAUCAUACCACGAUAACGUUCGGCGGUGACCGUUACGGCUUUUUCUUCUUCAUCCUCGAAGAAUAACGGUCCAAUAAUCCGCACCAAACAGUUACUAUUUGAUCAUGGAGAGGUUGUUCAUGGAUCUGGUGUGGAUUUUCCGAACCGCAAUUCCUACACUUUUGCUUAUUUACGUGGCCACUCAGGUAAAAAGCCGAAAAUCCCUAUCCUUUUUCAAUCGUCCAAUUAACAAAGAUACGCCGUUGCUGAUGGUCCGCUGGCUCCAAUUGUUGAGUUAGUUGGAUCUUGUAUGGGUAUAGGUGGAGAUCAACAUGCAAAAUCCUCCAUAAUGUUGUUGACCUGAUGUCCAAUUCUUGCGAAAGUGUCUUAUCGAAGUUGAUGGCUGUACAUGAACACUUUCACUCACAGCGGCCAUUAAUUCACGUGUACGUACCGGACGGGCAUGCUGAUAUGUUCUACGACCUUCAACUGAACCAGUGUCCUCAAAACGAUUGAUAAUCCACCGAAUUCCGCGCACUGUGGGACGAUUAUGUCGACCAAAUUCAUCACGAAAAGUACGUUUUAAAGAUCGUCCGUUUUCAUAAUAUUUUUGGACGGCCAAAAUGCAUUCUUGCCUGGUUAAAGAAUCCAUAAUAACAAAUGGCAGACCUUUGACAAUUCAUAUGUGCUAAAUACUGUCACUGCUGACAUCCGUCGGAAAAUUUCUGAAAAGAGCGCUGCGAUAAAGCAAGCAAAAAGGUCUUGUCAUCCUGAUGACAUUCGUAGAGCGACGAAUCUCGUCCGUGAAAUCAGAAAUGCACUCCAUGAAUUCCGUAAUGAGCAGUGGAGCGGCUUUCUGACGGGGAUGCUUGAAUCAAGUAUUCCUCUCUAGCAAAAUCGCUCAGAAACGGAAGGCAAGAACAACUACCACAUAUUCAUGGUCCUGGAGGCAUAGUUUUCAGGACUGAGGAUAAAGUGGAGGUUUUUGCUGACGUCAUGGAAAGGAAGUUCUCUCCCAAUUAUGAUCUGGACAAUGACCUUGACGAGGAACGACAAAUUGUAAGACCUUUCAGGAGAUAUUUCAGAGCGAAUGGCGACAACAACGUCAGUGACUCUUUUUAGAAGAUUCUUCUACGGAAGACUCGUCAGAUGAAUCUCAGCAUAGCACAUCAACGGAAUCCUAUGAGAUUCCAUUUUGCACACCAGUAGAGCUCCAAGGCCACAUUAAGGACCUAAAGGUGUGUAAAGCACCUGGAGAGAAACAAAUCACCAACAAAGCACUGAAGUUGUUUUCGCUCAAGGCUUUGACUUAUCUGGUGGCAAUAAUCAAUGCAAUGCUCAGAACUCAUUACUUUCCUAAGGCGUGGAAGAUCGCUGAAGUAAUUAUGAUCCCAAAGAAGGCAGGUUCGUUAUUCCCCCAGGAUUAUCGUCCCAUUAGCCUGCUGUCUGCUGAAGAGGUGAUUUAUCGUCACCUUGAGAAUUUCUCGUCAGAUCACCAUGUGAUUCCUGACGUGCAAUUUGACUUUCGGUCUGAGCAUAGUACGGAGCUUCAGGCAAUUAGACUGGUAGAGCAUGUAACCAGGGGAUUUACCCUGAACAAAGGUACUCUUAUCUUGCUUUUAGAUGUAUCAAAGGCAUUUGACAAGGGCCUCUUGUAUAAGCUCAUCCUCAACGUUUUUCCAUUUUGGCUUCUAAAACUGUUAAAAUAUUUUCUAGAAGAAAGGAAGUUUUGGAUCAAAAUCAACUAUGUAUUGUCAACAACACGGCCCCCGUAAGAGCCGGUGUUCCUCAGGGUUCGGUCUUAGGACCAAUCCUUUAUUCACUUUAUAUACAUCCCAGCAACUGUGAAGUCCAUCUCUAUGCUGAUGACACUGCACUGCUAGCUGAGUCUUAUUCUGGUAACCUGGUUCACGACAGGCUGCAGAACGCGGUGGAGGAAGUACUGGAGUAGGCGGAUCGGUGGUUGAUCAAAAUUAAUACUUCGAAAACGCAGGCAAGCUGUUGUACUAGAAAACGUCGCGGUGCCCCCUCAGAGAAUAUCAGUCAAUGGAACUCGUAUACCAUGCGAACAAUCUUUCAGGUACCUUAGACUGAUCAUUGACAAGGGGUUGACCUGGCAGAAACGUACUGAUAUUUUAAAUUGACCUGGCAGAAACGUACUGAUAUUUUAAAAACGAAAUUCCAAAUUACCUUCCGGCAGCUUUGUCCUUUGUUGUGCAGAAAUUCAAAAUUAAGUUUGAUCAACAAGAUAUGGUUAUACGUAUAUAAAAUGGUUAUAAGACCCGCAUACACCUACGCAUGCGCGGCUUGGUGUUUUCUUGCCCAGACGCACAUGCAGAGACUGCAAGUCCUGCAAAACAGAAUCCUACGCACAAUCACUAACGCCUCUUGGUACGUGUCAAAUGCGACCAUUCACACAGAUCUUGAUAUCCCCUAUCUAAGAGAUUAUGUAAAACAACAGACACGGCGGCAUUAUAAUCAAUCAGAGUCGCACAGCAACCCUCUGUUGCGUGACUACACAGUCGAGCAAGUUCGCAAACAUUCCAGGCCGCGCCUCGCACUGUGAUCAAAAUUAAAUUGUUAAUCCAGACCAGCCAAAACUAUUUCAGUAUACAAAGCCGUACAAAAUUAUUUUCUGGAAUUACAAAAUUAUUCGAGUAGUCAAAGCAAUAAUCCUUAAGAUAUUUCAAAUGAUUUACUUCUUUUCUUUGCUCUAUCUCUUCCUUCCUUUCUUGCCUUCUUUCCCUUUUCCCAUUAACAUGUUUGGUAUCUGGGUAGCCAGAGCUGACAAACUAACAGACCGACGAGAUUUUUAACUAAGAGCAAAGGUCCACCGGACCGCUCUGACGAAUAAUGACGAAUAGUAUGUGCGGAAGACAUGACAGUUGACACAUUUAACAUGUCAGAAAAUGGUAGUUGAACAAAGAAGCAAUAGAUGGAACACCUUUUAUUAUUCACAAGAAUUGAAGUGAGUUCAUGCAAUGAUUAUUCUGAAGGUUACCACCGUUGAAGUUUGAUUUCAAAGAUUAAAUCGCUAUUCUGUCAAGCCUAUCAUAGGUCUUGGAUCAGUUUCACUUUUCAGGUUUUGGAGUCAAAUUUCUACAAAAAUUACUGAGCAAAGUAAAUAGAUGGACUGAUGUAUCUAAUUUUCACUACAGCCUAAAAUAGCAAUAGCCAUGAUUAGGCAAUUUUACUAAGUAGAUAAGCACCUUUUGUAAGUUUUAUUUGAAAUUUUCUCAUCGUUUUAACAUGUGUAUCAGUUACGCUUUUAAAAUUGUUUAUUUAAAAAAUGAGAAUUUAUCGAAUAAGUGCAUUCUAAGAAAAUUCCGUCAUACCAUAUAUAUCCUGCCAAAAUGAAUUCAUAUAUAAAAAUGAUAUUUUUGAAUGUACUCUUGACUGUAUUUGCGUGUGAUUCGUUAUUGCUCAUGAAUAUAAAAUUGUUUAAAUUUUAUUUUUGCCUUGGGUUUUAAUAACAUCUACAUAUUGAAGUAUAUAUUACAACUGAUAUAUAGGUAAAUCGACAAACGAUUUGCGUUGAAGAAUCACUUCCUGUUUCAGUGCCAAGAAUGUUGCAUUUACGAAAUCUGAUUAAAAAAUCAUGGAUACCAUAUAAGAGGCCUUCCAUCAGGGAAAGGUUGUAAAAAAAUAAUAUUUCAGAUUUUUCAAUGUUUUAGAACGUUUUGCCUUCUAACCCCACUAUCGCAAAAUGGAACUACAUUAGUCUAGUCAUAUUAGACGAAAAUAUCCUUGGUUUGCGAGAUAAUAUAAUUGUAAAGUCUGGUUUUAUUACUGCAAGCUGUUCAACAGGGUCUUCAAAACAUGACGCAUAAAAUGAGUAUACCAAUUCUUGAGGGAAAAUUUUUUAUGAGACAACCAAGAAUGAGAAACCGUGUGUUUUAGGAUUCAAUCGAAACUGUUGGCAGGAACGAAAAAACUCAUCAUAUAAGAUUUUUAGGUAUUUAUGAGCCAUAACAUACUUGCUAUUAGUCGGAACUUUUUACGUGUGGUCUCAUCUUGUAGGUCUCAUAAAUAUCUAAAAAUCCUAUAUGAAAAGUUUUUCCGCUACUGUCAACACUUGCGAUUGAAUCUCAAAUAACACGUUUUCUCAUUCUUUGUUGUCAAAUAAAAAGUUUUCCCACAAAAAUUGGUGUACCCAUUUCAUGCGUCAUUGUUUUAAAUAUCCGAUUGAACAACUUGCACCAAUAAAACCAGAAUUUACAAUUAUUUCGGAGAAAUUUGUUAAUAUGAUUAGACUACAAGGGAGCCUCCAUCUUUCAUGAUUUUUUAACACUUCCGAUUUCGACUGAACCGCUUCAGUGACUUUAUACCUAUCCUUAGAGAAAUGUGUUAAUAUUUUGUUACGUUUGUGUAUGUAAGUAUAAUUCUUGUAUUAUUUGUUUGUACGAUAUAUGCUCAAAUAUCUACCUACCUAUUGCUAUGCCCUUAAUCUGUGUAAAUAAGUGUACGUCUGGGGAUAAAGGAGCAGUUGCUGUAUGACGCAUUUUCGUAUAGCAACUGCCUGGUUUCUAUUGCAACUGCGAUCGCUACAUGGUUUUGAUAGAAACAAGGGUCAGGUGUCAAGCAUUUUCAAGCGAGUCAUAAAUUAUAUGCAGAAAAAAACAAAAAAUGACAAAAAGUUUGAUUAAGACGAUAGUAAUCUUAAUCGUUUUUCACGUCCUCCGUCAUAUUUUGAAAGUUUGGAUAUACUACCUGACAUCUGACCUCAAGUCGGUAUAUUUCUUCUGAAUUUGUAUAAUUUUCUGUACCUAUUUAUUUAUAAAUGCUAACAAGUAAGGGUGCACAUUUCAUGUACUUCGUUGUUACAUCAAUUUGAAUUUUAAAUAGAAAUACACGAAUACAGUUCAUGACAGAUUUUUAUCUAUAUUGGAAUCAAUACUUUGUGGAAUCUCAACAAGUAGAUCCGCCUCAAAUUGAACAAAUUGUAUUUUUAGUUGAUUUAGAUCGGUCAAAAUUCAACUUCAGUAAAAGGUUACUUUUUUACAAUUUUGAAAAUUGUUUUCCAAAUCCUUUUUGUCAAGAAUUUUUCAGUGCGUGUUAACGUCCAACACUUAGAUUUUUCUCUUUUGUAAUAAAUGCUUAGAAAAUAUGAGUCAUUGCCAUAUUCCAUAUUAAAAAAAAUUUUGUUUUAAAAAAUUAGUUUUUUGAUGAUGAAAUAUUGCAAUUUUUUGUUUAACCUUUUGCUGCAGGUUUGACGUAAUUUGAAGGCGCCAAAAAUGUGAAUGCUCAUCUUUUGGUGUUAUAUGCCAUUGAUAGACGUACCUUACUAGAAGUAAAUCUUUGUGUGAUAACUACUUUAUUUGCCGCCAAAAUAAUCAUUCUUCCUGAUUGAUAGUUAAAUUCGCUAUGUUUAAAAAAUCAUUAAAAAGUAUUUUUGUAGGAUUUAGUUCACCCACAUUUAAAAUGUACUUGCA
Molecule: messenger RNA, 9634 nt
Organism: Acanthoscelides obtectus
Lineage: Eukaryota; Metazoa; Arthropoda; Insecta; Coleoptera; Chrysomelidae
Source: the annotation of a GenBank genome assembly